AAGCUGGCCGUCUGGCUCAAGCCUGGUUUGCACCACUGGCAAGGGUCUACAGCCGGUCUUUUUAGGGCUUGCACCUAACAUUUUAUUAUUGCCCCGCCAUACAUUCGUCGGGCAACCAUGGCCACACCUUUUCCAUCCGACACGGCCAUCGUCGUUGGGGGCGGUCUUGGCGGCAUGUCCGCCGCAAACACGGUUCUAGAGAACAACGGCAAGGUCGUGUUGUUGGACAAGUCUUCCUUCUGCGGCGGCAAUUCCACCAAGGCCACUAGCGGCAUCAACGGUGCAGAGACCAAGACGCAGAAGGACAAGGGCAUCGAUGACACCAUCACUCUGUUCACAAACGACACCCUCAAGGGCGGUGCCAAGAAGCCCGAGCUGGUCAAGGUCCUGUGCGGCAACAGCGGGGCCGAUGUGGACUGGCUGGUGGAGAAGUUCAACCUCGACCUGUCCCUGGUCGCCCGCCUGGGCGGCCACUCGGCACCCAGGACGCACCGAGGCGCAGAGCGAUUCCCUGGCAUGACCAUCACCUAUGCCCUCAUCCAGAUGGUGGAGAAGAUCGCGGAGAGGAGCGACAAGGCGCGCAUUAUUACCAAGGCGAAGGCCACCAAGCUGCUGACCGCCAACAAGGUUUGCGUGGGCUGCGCGUACGAGAAGGGCGGCGCGGAGUUCCAGGAGCACGGCCCUGUGAUCCUGGCCACUGGCGGCUUUGGCGCCGACUUCACCAGCAACUCGCUGCUUGCGCAGUACCGGCCCGACCUCAUGCACCUGCCCACCACCAACGGCGAGCAUUGCACCGGCGACGGGAUCAAGAUGGGCGAGGCGAUCGGCGCCAAAUCGAUCGACUUGGAAUGGGUCCAGGUGCACCCCACGGGCUUGGUGAAGCCCGACGACCCGGACGCGAAGAUCAAGUUCUUGGCCGCCGAGGCACUCCGUGGCGUCGGCGGUCUUGUACUAGAUGCAAACGGGAAGCGCUUCGCGAACGAGCUGGGACGACGCGACUACGUCACAGGCGAGAUGUGGAAGAACAAGCCGCCUUUCCGACUCUGCCUGAACAAGGCUGCGUCCUCUGAGAUCGCGUGGCAUUGCAAGCACUACACCGGCCGCGGCGUCAUGAAGUUCUACGAGACAGGCGACGCACUGGCCAAGGACAUGGGUGUUCCUCUUUCUGUGUUGGAGCAGACGCACGCCGCUCACUACCAGGCUGCGAAGAAGACAGAGAAAGAUCCAGACGGUGGCUCCUAUCCAGCGUACCCCAGCGGCAAGUCCUGGGACGAGGCAAGCGGAAAGACUGGCUCGGGCAAGAAGUUCUAUCAUAAUGUCAUCGACGGUCCCGCAGUGAAAAGCGAGCCCUUCUACGUGGCCAUCAUCACGCCCGUGAUCCACUACUGCAUGGGGGGCCUCGAGAUUGACACGGACUCUGCCUGCAUCGGUGCCGACGGGAAGGCCAUCCCAGGAUUGUACGCUGCGGGGGAGGUCGCUGGCGGUGUGCAUGGCAACAACCGCCUGGGCGGCAACUCGCUGCUGGACUGCGUAGUGUUCGGCCGCGUGGCUGGCCUCGCUGCGACCAAGUACAUGUUGGGCGCGGAUUGCAAGCCCGUGAGCCUCAAAGACCUCUCCGGCGGAGGCCUGACCGGCGAGGUUAAAGCGUCCAAGAACGCGGGCGGCUCGUACGAGGAUGGCAUGAACAAGACCGACGGUGCCGGCAAGCCGAAGAAAGAGAAGAAGGCGAAGAAGGACAAAAUGGAGUCUAGCGGUGGUGGCGGCGGCCUCACCAUGGCGGAGGUGGCCAAGCACACCAGCAAGACCGACUGCUGGGUGGUCGUGGCUGGCGAGGUGCUCGAUGUGACCUCGUUCCUGAGCCAGCACCCCGGAGGCGAGCUGGCCAUCCUCACGUUCGCCGGGAAGGACGCCACCGAGGAGUUCAACAUGAUCCACCCUCCGGACGUGAUCCCGAAGUACGCCCCUGACGCCGCCAUCGGCAAACUCGGGGCAGGCGGAGGUGAGGAAAAGCCGAAGAAGGAGAAGAAAGAGAAGAAGGUGAAGUCUGGCGGCGGUGGCGGUGGUGGCGGCGGCCUCACCAUGGCGGAGGUGGCCAAGCACACCAGCAAGACCGACUGCUGGCACCCCGGAGGCGAGCUGGCCAUCCUCACGUUCGCCGGGAAGGACGCCACCGAGGAGUUCAACAUGAUCCACCCUCCGGACGUGAUCCCGAAGUACGCCCCUGACGCCGCCAUCGGCAAACUCGGGGCAGGCGGAGGUGCCGACGAGGAUGACGGCUCGGACUCGGACGACUCGGACUCGGACGACGACUCGGACUCGGACGAGGAGGAGGCUAUCGGUGGCGGCGGCGGGUACAGCCCAGAGGAGGUGGCGAAACACGUCACCAAAGAUGAUUGCUGGGUCAUCCUCGGCGGAAAGGUGCUGGACGUCACCUCCUUCCUGUCGCAGCACCCGGGGGGCGAGCUGGCGAUCCUCACGUUCGCCGGCAAGGACGCCACGGCGGAGUUCGACAUGAUUCACCCGCCCGACGUGGUCGGCAAAUACGCGCCAGAUGCUGUCAUCGGCGAGGUUGGCGGCGGCGGCGGCGGUGGCGCGAAGAAGAAGAAGGAUAAGAAGCCCAAGAAGGGCGGCAAGCCAGUCGUCGUGGACAAGGGCGACAAGAUCGCCAACCACCAGGCCUGGGGGCACCUCGACGGCCGGGACAACUGGCGCGAGGGCGUCAUGGACAGCAACCCGGGCGUGUUCUUGAUCAACGUGCGGGCCUAUUUCUACGCCGCCUGGUACUUGCUGAGCGCCGUCCUCUACGAGGUCGCCGCGACGAUCUUCGUCAACAAGAACUUCAAAAUAACUGGCGACCGCGUCGGCCUCACCCGCAGCGCGAUCUUGCUGGUCCUAUUCAUCGUCAUCCACGCCGUCGGCAACCUUCACGUAUUCAAGGGGCCCGAUGACUUCAACGGUUACGGCUACUUCUACGUGCGCCUGUAUUGGACCGGCUUCGGGCUCCCCGCCAAUAUCGUGGAGGAGUACAUCUUGCUCUCCGUCCUCCUGCACGUGCUCGCGGGCCUCAAGCGCACAUGGGACACGUCCCUCGGCAUGUUCAAGAACAAUCCGCGAGCACUCGACCUCGCCUGCACUGGCCUGGUCCUGCUCACCUUCAUGACUGUUCACUUGUUCCAGUUCCGCUUCGGCGACACCGACCAGUUCGGGCCGUACAUGAUCCGCCCCCCUCCCUACCUCAUCAAUUUCUGGGGCGUUUUCGAGCUCGACCUCUUCUGGACGAAGGACGCCUCGAUCCAGCCAGUUGGUGUGCGCGACAUCUACGCACUCGAGUUCAAGCUCUUCAACGAUUCCAAGGCUCUCAGCCUCUUCUACAUGUUCGCGGUCGCUGUGUUCAUGGUCCACGGUUGCCUCGGCUGGAAGAAGCUCGUCCCAGCGUCGGCCUUCGGCAUCCCGAAGAAGCACAUCCCCCUGGUGACAAAGUACGGCUACGCAAUCUUCAUUGCGGUCGGUCUCGUCUACAUCUCGUUCCCGCUCUACUGCCUGUGCACGGUCCCGUUCAACGGCUACGAGAAGGACAUCAACUCCAGCCGCGUCGAGCGCUGAGCUCCCGGCGCACCGCGCAGUGCCGGGGCGCCGCGCUCGGGGCCCCGUUGCCCGUCUGUGUCGCCACCGCGGGCCCGGCGUGAGCUGGCUUGAGCCUCUGGGGCCCGUCGCAGCACCCUGCGGCCUGUCGGCCGUCGCCCUCCUCCUUGCGUGGGCGUGGAAGCGGGAGAGGAUGACUGUGGAGGAUGCGGUCGGGAUUUUUUGACUCGGCGUGUCGCGCUGCCGGUUCGGGCCCACCGCGCUUCGGCGCGACGCGACGUCCACGUCCCCAUCUCCCCAGGCGUCAACGUCCCGAGCUGUUCGCCCAGCCUCCUGCCCCGCGGAGCGCAGCGACGCGCUUCCCGCUCGCAGGGCACAGCGUGUCGGCGGGGCCGGCGCCGCGAUACGCCAAGGAAGAGGUCCCCGACCGUGUCAUGGCCGGGGCCGCGAAGUCUGCCAGAUGUCAUGGAUCCCCUUCUCGCUCAGUGGCGUGCCCUGGCCAGCCCUCGUCUGCGCACAUGCCUCGGGCCAUGCGUGAGGCGCUGGGCCCACUCGUCCAUGGCUCCCCUCUUCGGCGCACCCGAUGCUUCCCUUCUUGCCUGGCUUCGCUCGCCCUGCUUGGUCUCCCCCCGCUGCUCCGUCGCGGCCGCGACUUCCACUGGCGCUGCCGAGAGGCCCGGCUG
Messenger RNA from Prorocentrum cordatum, 4265 nucleotides. The record is from the annotation of a GenBank genome assembly. Lineage: Eukaryota; Dinophyceae; Prorocentrales; Prorocentraceae.